AUGGGGCACUCAAAAACCCCUUCGGUCUCCGAGCAGGUGGUGGGGCGUGUCCCAGAACCCCCAGAGACUAGAAAUUGGAAGGUGAACAUCUACUGUAUCGGGGUCUGCUUCGGAGCUCUUGCUCUCGGUUAUGAUGUCUCCGUUAUGGGCGGCACAUUGAUCCUUCCCGCCUUCGAACGCGAUUUCGGCCUCCGGAAUAAGAGUCAGAAGGAACUCGACGACCUUACCUCAAACAUUGUGUCCUGCUUCCAAGCAGGGAUGUUCUUCGGUGCGCUGGGUUCACACUUCGCCUCGGAACGCUUUGGCCGGAAAAGAUGUAUAUUCUACGCCACCAUUGUCUUCAUGUGCGGAGCUGUAAUGCAGACUGCUUCUCAUGGCCUUGUUGGACUUAUAAUGGCUGGAAGAGCGAUCGCAGGUAUCGGCAUCGGUGGCACUGCUCCUGUAAUUCCCGUUUACAUUGCCGAGGUUGCACCACCCUCCAUUCGUGGGAGAUUGGUUGGGUUCUACGAGAUAGGCUCACAGGGAGCCCAGAUGUGCGGCUUCUGGGUUAAUUAUGCCGUCAACAGGACGAUAAGCUCGGGCACUCCGGCCCAAUGGCAGGUCCCUCUCGGUCUUCAGCUGUUCCCUGCCGUCGCCGUGCUUGCAGUCGUGCCCUUCUGUCCAGAAUCCCCGCGUUGGCUUGCCAAGAAGGACCUAUGGGAGAAAGCCGAGCAUAUUAUUUGCGACCUCCGCCAGCUGCCUAACAACCAUCCAUACGUCAUGAACGAGAUGAGUGAGAUCCGUGCUGAGGUCGAAUUCGAGGCACACAUCGCAGGCCUCAACCCUGGAACUUGGCUUCAGUUCAAAGAGCUGUUCAAGAAGGGCAUUCGCAACCGCAUCGGCAUUGGUUUAUGUCUGAUGAUGUGUCAGAAUAUGACCGGUGUGAACAUCAUCACGUACUAUUCUCCGCGGAUUUUUUCCACCCUCGGCAUUGCCAGCACUGAUCUGAAGCUUUUCGCAACUGGGUUCUACGGUGUCGCCAAAACACUCGGUAUGAUAAUCUUCUCGUUCUAUGUCGCCGACUAUCUAGGUAGACGCAAGGGUCUCCUCUGGGGCUCUGCUCUGGGCUGCAUUCCAAUGCUAUACCUUGGUGGUUAUGUUAUGAAGAAUGAUCCUGAGGCUGCAGCAAAAGCUGGCGUGACUCAGAUGUCGGGCUGGGGAUAUCUCGCCAUGGUCUGCGUCUACCUCUACGGAGUCAUCUACUGUGCCACUUGGCAGGGUAUUACAUGGCUCUAUGCAUCUGAGAUUUACCCCCUCUAUAUUCGAUCUCUUUGUAUGGCGCUUACCAUCGCCGACGAGCGUCUCUGGUCUUACGUUGUCUCCCGCUCCACUCCAUACAUGAUCUCAGACAUCGGAUAUGGCACUUACUUCUUUUUUGGCGUCCUCAUGGCCCUCAUGGGAGUCUGGGCCUGGUGGUGCAUUCGUGAGACAAAAGGUGUCCCGAUUGAAGAGAUGGACGCGCUCUUUGGAGCACCUGGUGCGAGACAUGCGCAUCGCUCUGGGAAGGACGCGACAGACCAGCUAGAUGACGAAAAGGCUGAAGCUGCGGAAGUUGAGGAUGCCAUUAUCGUAGCAAGGUAG
Molecule: messenger RNA, 1620 nt
Organism: Diaporthe batatas
Lineage: Eukaryota; Fungi; Ascomycota; Sordariomycetes; Diaporthales; Diaporthaceae
Exons: 7
Coding region: 1-1620 (539 amino acids)
Biological process (GO): carbohydrate transport; transmembrane transport
Cellular component (GO): membrane
Molecular function (GO): carbohydrate:proton symporter activity
Source: RefSeq, a predicted model, not a curated record